AUGCUAAGGCGCCUCUCCGGCUCGCAUAAGCCCCAUCAGUCGCAUACAUAUCUGGACGCCGCGCCCGCAAGUAGACAUGGGCCUGAGAUUGACAAUGAUACAGGCUAUUUGUUUGUUCCGCAAUUGAACCAGCAGCAAGCGACCGAUUUAUAUAGCGGGGAGGAGGCCAAUCCAUCGCUUUUUAGCACCCGUGGAUUCGCGGGCGAUACAAGGCAAACGACUCCCUCGAACUCCACGAAUCGACAGGAAAACGCCAUGUCAUUCGAAUCCCAGAUUUUCUCUCCAAUAAUAAAUAAUUCGAUGGAGGGGCAUAAACUACGAAGGUCUCGGCCGCGAAAUUUGUGGUCAUGUUCCUUUCUAACAAUAUCCCUGACGGUCCUGAGUGCGAUCUCUCUUUAUGGAAUAAUUCACUCCUACAUGAACCGCCAAAUCGACCCGCAAGGCUGCAAAACGCCUCGAAUGAUGCCAACUUAUAUUCAACUCAUAGGAUUCGAUACUGAGCAUACUCGCUUCGCGAGCAAAUAUCGUCUCUACCUCUAUCGGGAGCGGACGGUUGACGAAUAUAGUGAACAAGAUAUUGGGCUUAGGGGUGUGCCAGUAUUGUUCCUUCCUGGAAAUGCUGGUAGCUACAGGCAAGGCCGCUCGCUAGCAUCGGAAGCCUCGUUAUAUUUCCAGGAUGCAAUAAGCAAUGACCAGGAGAAACUCGAUGCCGGGACACGAAGUUUAGAUUUCUUCAUGGCGGAUUUUAACGAGGAUAUGGCGGCGUUUCAUGGACAAACAUUGCUGGAUCAGGCGGAAUACGUCAACGAAGCUCUAGCUUAUAUACUUUCACUUUAUCAUGAUCCUAGACGCCCUGGAAGAGACCCAAACCUUCCAGACCCUAGCUCCGUGAUCCUCAUUGGCCAUUCAAUGGGUGGUAUCGUUGCUCGAACUGUGCUUACAAUGUCGAAUUACCAGGCAAAUUCGGUGAACACAAUCAUCACAAUGUCAACCCCUCAUGCACGGCCUCCCGUUUCGUUUGAUAGAGAUGUUGUCCGCACAUACAAGCAGAUUAACGAUUACUGGCGUGAAGCAUACUCUCAGAGGUGGGCCAACAACAAUCCAUUGUGGCAUGUUACCUUAAUAUCUAUCGCGGGAGGUGGUGGGGAUUCUAUUGUUCCUUCUGAUUACACCAGUCUAUCAUCUCUUGUUCCAGAAACCCAUGGAUUUACCGUAUUCACAUCCACUAUACCAAAUGUCUGGACCGGAAUGGACCAUCUUUCUAUCGCUUGGUGUGAUUCUUUCCGAAAAGUAAUCAUUCGCUCACUCUUCGACCUGGUGGAUGUACGGCGAUCAUCUCAAACGAAACAGAGAGCGGAGAGAAUGAGUGUAUUCAAAAAAUGGUACCUUACGGGGAUGGAAGCCAUUUCUGAAAGGUCUCUCCCACAAAAAGACCCUUCUACUCUCUUGACUUUGGAAGAUAAUACAAAUUCGAUUCUUCCCCAAGGACAGCGACUAGUCUUGCGUGGCUUUGGUAACCGCCAGUUACCCGAAGCGCAUUUACUCCCAAUUCCUCCCCAAGGCGCUUCAGGGAAAAAGUUUACUCUCCUUACAGAUCAGCUUCUCGAUUCUCCUGGUGGCAAUGGAAAACUAGAAGUCUUGUUUUGUAGCGUAUUCCCUUUGCGAGCUGGACAUUCGGCUGCUUUGCUAUCUUCGAAUAUGGAUCUCUCCGGCGGCAGCGCGGGUUCCACUCGAUUGGCUUGCAAGAGUGCCAUGGAGGAUGCAAUAAAUCUUCCAGCAUCGACACGUUCGUCCAAGUUCGCCUUCGAUGAUGCUCUUCCAUUUUCAUAUCUGCAAUAUAACUUGGAAGAUCUGAUGGAGCAUCAAUUUGUAGCUGUUAUUGACAAGGCUGCCAAGCGUUCCUCUGGUUGGCUUGUUGCGGAAUUUUCAGACAGUUCCGACGCUCUCAUCCAAACCAAAGUUGGACUUGGCCGCCUGCUGGCUACCGGACUCGAUAUUCGACUUCCUGCAGAACGGCCCAUGUUAACUGAAGUGAAAAUCCCCGCUCUCCACUCAAGUCUCCUGGCUUAUAAGUUGAGAGUCGGGAAGCAGCCGUGUGGCGAACAUGCUGAGUUAUUUACGCCCCUACUACGACAAUAUAUAUCGGAACCACAUGAAUCGAAGUACUUCGUCAAUGUCAAAGAGGCUGAUAUAAAUUUGCAUGGUGUUGCACCAUAUAUGCCUCCACAUCUUCGGGACCGCUCUGCUAUGCGUGGUAUUUCAUUUCAGCUCUGGUCCGAUCCUAGCUGUAAUGCCUCAACGGAGCUUUCUUUGCGUGUAGACAUUAUUGGCAGCAUGGGGAAACUUGCCAUGCGAUAUCGUACGGUAUUUGCGGCCCUCCCACUUCUUGUGACUGCACUGGUUCUCCGGAAGCAGUUCCAGAUACAUGAUACAACAGGUUUGUCCUCCUACCUUGGCGCUUUUGACCAAUUUCUGACGUCAUUAGGCAUUUUCAUCCCUUUCUCGGAGGCCCUAGACCUUUGCCUCCGAAUUUCCUUACCGCUCUUAUUCAUAAUAUUGACAUUUGUUUCAGCGUCUUUGGCAACAUCUAACUCAGGAAUGGAUAACUCAGAGAAAGCAUCAACAGAUUGGCGAUCAAAUUCCACCGAAUCUGCCAUAGAUUUCACGAGGAACGACUUGCUCCUAGGAUCUCAAGACAGCUUUUUCUGGUUCCUGGUGCCCUUGUUUGGCCUCAUUAGCAUCGGAUUAUGCGUUGUGGUAAAUUACGUUGUCAUGGCGUUGAUUUAUGGCUUGGCUACAAUCCGUAGUGUGUUGGUAUCACGUCGAGGAUACAUAAAACAUGACGACCCAAGACCCGCUGCAAUUUACCCAUCGCUCUCCUCCAGGCAAAGGAUCAUAAAUUCUGCUGUUUUACUUUGUUUUGUGGCAACUGUGAUUCCAUAUCAGUUCGCAUAUCUUGUAGCAUGCCUUGUGCAAUUGGCAACUUGCGUCCAGACUUUACAAUAUGCGAGAGAAUCGUAUAAUUUCUAUAAUUACGUUCAUUCAAUCUUCAUCCUCAUGCUGUGGAUAUUACCGGUUAAUGUUCCAGUGUUUGCAGUUUGGGUUCACAACCUUGCUGUCCAUUGGUGGACGCCGUUCUCAUCCCAUCACAAUGUCUUGUCUAUAAUGCCAUUUAUACUACUUGUGGAGACCCUCACAAAUGGACAUAUGAUUCCAAGAAUAACCUCGAGGUUGCGACAUGUCACGUCCGCCUUAUUUAUCAUUCUCGCUGUAUAUGCAGCUCUUUACGGCGUAACAUAUGCAUACCUCCUCCAUCACAUUGCCAACAUAGUCACUGCGUGGCUAGUUGGUGUGCAUUUUGCCAGCAGCGGUUUCUCGUUUCGGAGUUUAAACCAAGCAUUUGAGAGCUCGAGCUUCGGGGAGGACGGACCUCCCGGGACUAAUGGUAAUAUCAAAAAGCUCCCUUAA
This is a messenger RNA of Histoplasma capsulatum G186AR, 3468 nucleotides long. RefSeq names its product GPI inositol-deacylase. The record is from RefSeq and is a predicted model, not a curated record. Lineage: Eukaryota; Fungi; Ascomycota; Eurotiomycetes; Onygenales; Ajellomycetaceae. Gene Ontology annotation, cellular component: endoplasmic reticulum. Gene Ontology annotation, molecular function: phosphatidylinositol deacylase activity. The coding region runs from base 1 to 3468 and encodes 1155 amino acids. Gene Ontology annotation, biological process: endoplasmic reticulum to Golgi vesicle-mediated transport; GPI anchor metabolic process. The transcript has 6 exons.